Leptosomus discolor (cuckoo roller) is the source of this 413-nucleotide messenger RNA. The record is from RefSeq and is a predicted model, not a curated record. NCBI's taxonomy places the organism in Eukaryota, Metazoa, Chordata, Aves, Leptosomiformes, Leptosomidae.
AAAUUUUCUUCUUUCUUUCAGGCAUUGAUUUUAAAGUAAAACCGGUAACACUUAAUGAUACAAGAGUGAAACUUCAAAUAUGGGAUACUGCUGGCCAGGAACGAUUCCACACGCUUAGUACUAGCUAUUUUCGGGGCGCCCAAGGCUUUGUUCUUGUAUAUGACAUCACAAAUCCGGACAGUUUUCAAAGUAUAACAAGCUGGAUGAACGACAUACAUGAGAAAGCAGGUGAUGAAGUGGACGUAAUACUGUUGGGCAACAAGUGUGAUAAGGAGUCAGAACGUGUAGUUCCAAAACAGAAAGGAGAAAAGCUUGCUUGGGAGCAUGGAAUACCCUUUUUUGAAACCAGUGCUAAAGAUAAUGUGAACAUUGAGCAUGCGUUCUCAGUCUUGACUAAGGAAAUACUGGAAAAG